GCAACUUUCUUGGUGCACUGUCGGCUUUAUCUAUCUUCAACUUUGUGCACCAAAACAUAACCCACAGAUGGGUUACCGAGGGCAAGUCAUGUCAACUUCUGUGUUAAUCAUUUCAGCGGCGUUGCUGUUGUUGUUGUUGGGAGGCGCGACGGCGGAGGCACAUAACGCCACCACCACCACCAAUAUGAUUGCGCGCCGGAGAGCGGCGGCCGGCGGUGGGUGCAACCUGUUUCAGGGGAAAUGGGUGGUGGAUGUCUCAUACCCUCUCUACCAAUCCUCAAGCUGCCCUUUCAUUGACCCUGAAUUCGAUUGCAUUAAAUAUGGGCGCCCUGAUAAACAGUUCCUCAGAUACGCCUGGAAACCUGACUCUUGCAACUUGCCCAGGUUUGAUGGUGUGGAUUUGUUGAGGAAAUGGAGGGGGAAGAAGAUUAUGUAUGUGGGUGACUCACUGAGUCUCAACAUGUGGGAAUCUAUGGUUUGCAUGAUUCACCAAUCGGUGCCCAAUGCCAAGACCUCCUAUUCCAGGACUGGAACACUUUCUUAUGUAACCUUUCAGGACUAUGGAGUAAGUAUAUAUCUUUACCAUUCAACUUACUUGGUGGAUAUAGUAAAGGAAAAUAUAGGAAGGGUCUUGAAACUGGACUCCAUACAACAAGGUAAUGCAUGGAAAGGAAUGGAUGUCCUCAUCUUCAACACUUGGCACUGGUGGACUCACCAGGGAAAAUCUCAACCAUGGGAUUAUGUACAAGAUGGGUCUCAAGUAACCAAAGAUAUGGACCGUUUGGUGGCAUUCUACAAAGGCUUAACAACUUGGGGAAGAUGGGUUGAUCUCAAUGUUGAUCCAUCCAAGACCAAAGUCUUCUUCCAAGGAAUUUCUCCCACUCAUUACAUGGGUAAGGAGUGGAGUUCAUCAACCAAAAACUGCAACGGGGAGCAGCUGCCACUAGAAGGAACGACGUAUCCUGCAGGAGCACCUGCAGCCGCAGUUGUCGUUAAUAAAGUCUUGAGUAGGAUCCAGAAACCAGUUUAUCUGCUCGAUAUCACGUUUCUGUCACAGUUAAGGAAAGAAGCCCACCCAUCAACUUACAGCGGGGAUCAUUCGGGUCUGGAUUGCAGCCACUGGUGCCUUCCUGGACUCCCCGAUACCUGGAACCAUCUUUUGUAUGCAGCUCUCUAGUUCUGUGAAGAUAAUCUUCUCCUCACCGUUAACUCCCUGGCCUCGAUAAGCUUAUAUAUGAGAAUUAAUUCUGUAAGAACAAACACUUGAAAUCAUAGUUUCUCGUUAGGUUCUGUUUCCACUCAUAGGCAUUGGUUGUAAAGUUAUUGGACACUGGUUCUGCUGUAAACUCAUUCAUCAUACACCUGUCUAAAAUAAAACAAUCACAUGUUAAUUUAAAACUCAAAGUUGAUUUAUUC
Ipomoea nil (Japanese morning glory) is the source of this 1416-nucleotide messenger RNA. RefSeq names its product protein trichome birefringence-like 38. NCBI's taxonomy places the organism in Eukaryota, Viridiplantae, Streptophyta, Magnoliopsida, Solanales, Convolvulaceae. The record is from RefSeq and is a predicted model, not a curated record. Gene Ontology annotation, cellular component: Golgi apparatus. The transcript has 5 exons. Gene Ontology annotation, molecular function: O-acetyltransferase activity. The coding region runs from base 68 to 1177 and encodes 369 amino acids.